Molecule: messenger RNA, 3516 nt
Organism: Vigna umbellata (rice bean)
Lineage: Eukaryota; Viridiplantae; Streptophyta; Magnoliopsida; Fabales; Fabaceae
Source: RefSeq, a predicted model, not a curated record
UUCUCUUUCUCUUUCGUUUUCUCUCUCUCUUAUUGUUUUAUUUAUUUAUUUUCUUUCCUUCCUAUUCUGUUCAUCUCACCGCCCUUUUUCCGUCAUCAUCGUUGUCAUAAUUCAUCCACACACGACGCACUUUUUUCUUUUCUUCUUUCCCUGCAACUCCUUCUCUUUCUCUCUGAAUUGCAAAUCUCAAAAGCCUCAAAAGUUAGAAAGAGAAAGACCGCGCUCAGAAGCAGCAAUAAUUCACCUUCUUUUCCAACUAUAUUACUCUGUCUCUCUCCACCUCAUCAUCGCCGUUGAGAUCUCAGUGGAUUUCCUUCACAUUUGCACACAUUGUAGAGAGAGGAUACUUUAGAAGGGAACUUGAGCCAUGUCUAGCUCAGCGAAAGUUUUGGAUCCUGCAUUUCAGGGAGUUGGUCAAAGAGUAGGAACUGAAAUAUGGAGGAUUGAGAAUUUUCAGCCAGUUCCUCUGCCCAAAUCUGAUCAUGGGAAAUUCUACAUGGGAGAUUCUUAUAUCAUCUUGCAGACAACUCAAGGCAAAAGUGGCACUUAUUUUUAUGAUUUGCAUUUCUGGAUUGGAAAAGAUACAAGUCAGGAUGAGGCUGGAACUGCAGCCAUUAAAACCGUUGAACUAGAUGCUGCUCUUGGAGGGCGUGCAGUGCAACACAGGGAAAUCCAAGGACAUGAAUCUGACAAGUUUUUGUCAUACUUUAAACCAUGUAUAAUACCAUUAGCGGGUGGUGUGGCAUCUGGGUUUACAAAACCUGAAGAAGAGGAGUUUGAAACACGUUUAUAUGUAUGCAAAGGGAAAAGAGUUGUUAGAUUGAGACAGAUCCCUUUUGCAAGGUCUUCAUUGAAUCAUGAUGAUGUAUUCAUAGCCGACACUGAGAAUAAGAUAUUCCAGUUCAAUGGUGCAAAUUCCAAUAUUCAGGAAAGAGCCAAAUCUUUGGAAGUUAUACAAUUCCUUAAAGAAAAAUAUCAUAAAGGGAAAUGUGAUGUUGCAAUUGUUGAUGAUGGUAAGUUAGACACAGAGUCUGACUCAGGUGAGUUUUGGGUCCUCUUUGGUGGUUUUGCUCCCAUUGGGAAGAAGGUAAUCAGUGAGGAUGAUGUUAUUCCAGAGUCAAUUCCUGCUCAGCUUUAUAGUAUUGCUAAUGGUGAGGUUACCCCCGUGGAAGGUGAACUGUCUAAUUCAUUGUUGGAAAACAACAAAUGCUAUCUAUUGGACUGUGGUGCUGAGAUAUUUGUCUGGGUUGGUCGGGUAACUCAAGUAGAAGAACGAAAAGCAUGCUGCCAAGCUGCUGAGGAGUUUGUUGCAAGCCAAAAUAGGCCAAAAUCUACAAGGAUAACCAGGAUUAUUCAAGGUUACGAGACGCAUUCAUUUAAGUCCAACUUUGAUUCUUGGCCAUCUGGGUCUGCUAAUACCAAUGCAGAGGAAGGAAGAGGGAAAGUUGCAGCACUGCUUAAGCAACAAGGUAUGGGUGUCAAAGGAAUGGCCAAAAGUACCCCAGUAAAUGAGGAAAUUCCACCUUUGCUUGAAGGAGGUGGGAAGAUAGAGGUAUGGCGAAUUAGUGGAGAUGCCAAGACCGCAUUGCCAAAGGAGGAGAUUGGUAAAUUCUAUAGUGGAGAUUGUUAUAUUGUACUGUACACAUACCAUACCGGUGAGAGGAAAGAAGACUUCUUCUUGUGCUGUUGGUUUGGUAAAGACAGCAUCGAGGAGGACCAAACAACUGCUACUCGGUUGGCCAAUACAAUGUGUACCUCAUUAAAGGGUAGACCUGUACAGGGUCGCAUAUUUGAAGGCAAAGAGCCACCACAAUUUGUUGCUAUUUUCCAACCAAUGGUGGUACUUAAGGGAGGAUUGAGCUCCGGGUACAAGAAAUUAUUUGCAGACAACGGUGCAUCAGAUGAGACAUACACAGCAGAGUGUAUUGCACUUAUUCGAAUCUGUGGAACUUCUGUUCAUAACAAUAAAUCUUUACAAGUUGAUGCGGUGCCAGCAUCGUUGAAUUCUGCUGAGAGUUUUGUCCUGCAGUCUGGCUCUACAGUUUUUAUCUGGCAUGGGAAUCAGUGUUCUUUUGAGCAGCAACAGCUAGCAGCAAAGGUUGCUGAAUUUUUAAGGCCUGGAGUUACUCUAAAGCAUGCUAAAGAAGGAACAGAAAGCUCAGCUUUCUGGUCUGCACUAGGAGGAAAACAAGCUUACACAAGCAAGAAAGUUGUUAACGAAGUUGUCAGAGAUCCACAUUUGUUCACCAUAUCAUUUUAUAAAGGAAAGUUCAAGGUAGAGGAGGUUUACAACUUCUCUCAAGAUGACCUGCUAACAGAGGAUAUCCUUGUACUUGACACACACGCAGAAGUGUUUAUUUGGGUCGGUCAUUCUGUGGACCCAAAAGAAAAGCAAAAUGCUUUUGAAAUUGGCCAGAAAUACUUAGAUAUGGCUGCAUCUCUGGAGGGACUAUCUCCACACGUACCAGUAUAUAAAGUAACAGAGGGGAAUGAACCUUGCUUUUUCACAACAUACUUUUCUUGGGAUCAUGCAAAAGCUGUGGUUCAGGGGAACUCAUUUCAGAAAAAGGUGGCGUUACUCUUUGGGAUUGGCCAUGCUGUCGAGGAUAAGUCAAAUGGGUCAAGUCUGGGGGGACCAAGACAAAGAGCUGAAGCAUUGGCUGCUUUGAACAAUGCAUUUAGUUCAUCAUCUGAGAAAUCAUCCAGUAUGACACAAGAUAGAUUAAAUGGGUUAAGCCAAGGAGGACCAAGACAAAGGGCAGAAGCUUUAGCUGCUUUGAACUCUGCAUUUAAUUCAUCAUCUGGGACAAAACCUGUAACUCCUCCUAAGGCAUCUGGAAAAGGUCAAGGAUCACAAAGAGCAGCAGCAGUGGCUGCUCUUUCACAAGUUCUGACUGCUGAAAAGAAGAAAGUAUCACCCGAUGGUUCUCCUGUGGCUAGUAGUAGUCCUCUCAAUGAAAAUAGCCCCACUGAAGCUAAAAGUGAAUCCUCUGAAGUUGAAGAAGUUGCAGAGGCCAAGGAAACAACAGAGGAACUUGCCCCUGAAACUGCUAGCAAUGAGGAUAUGGAACCAAAACAAGAAACCGAGGAGGAGUCGAAUGGUAGUCAAAGGACGUUUACUUAUGAACAAUUAAAGACUAGAUCUGGUAUUGAUGUGGCUGGAAUUGAUCUUAAACGGAGGGAGGCCUAUCUAUCGGAGGAGGACUUCAACACUAUAUUUGGAAUGGAAAAAGACGCAUUUUAUAAGUUGCCAAGAUGGAAGCAAGACAUGCUGAAAAAGAAAUUCGAAUUGUUCUAGAGUUGCAAUCAAAGAGUGCAAUCUGCUUCUUUUGUUACUAUAGCUUUCCUCAGUCAUCUAAAAAUGCUCUUAUCUGUUGGAUAGGGUUUUAUUGGGUAUAUACCAUAGUUUGGGUUCAUAUGAUAGCGUUUUGCUUUCGGCCUAUAUGAUGGACGUAGCUGUGGUUAGUGUCCAAGUUUGAAUGUGACGCUGCAUGGAGAGUGAUUUUGAGUUUUCUC